AUGCAAUUGGUCGUAAUUGUGUGUUGUAACGGUUACAGUUUACGAACGCUUUGCCGUGCACUCACAUUGGCAUCAACAGAUUUAUUCGGUGGAGAACAGAGGUGUUUGGUGGAAUCCAUUUCGUUGUCGUUCAUCAGUGAUCUGGAUUCAGAGAACCGUAUAAAAGUGGAAAAAAUGAUCGCAAAAUGUAUUGGGAAAGUAUCCGCUUCUUCGGGUCAAAUCCCGAAGCCUGUAGUGCCAUCACCGAAUGGACGUGAUUUUGUACGCGUGGAAGGGUACUGGCUGGAAACGGGUACAACUGAACCCAAAGAUGAUCCACAGUAUGUUUGUACGAAAUCAGUUCGGAGGCAUCUGGCAGAUUUGGCUCGAAUUGUUUGCAGUGGUCGAUAUCCGAUUCUGCUCGAA
Anisakis simplex (herring worm) is the source of this 405-nucleotide messenger RNA. The record is from the annotation of a GenBank genome assembly. NCBI's taxonomy places the organism in Eukaryota, Metazoa, Nematoda, Chromadorea, Rhabditida, Anisakidae.